AUGACUUCCAAAACCCUUCUUCUCCGGGGCGGUGUCGCUCUCAUUCACGAUGCAAACAACCACGUCGUUCCCACCAAAUCCGAUGUUCUUGUCGAAGACGGCAAGAUCAUAAGAAUCGCGCAUGAUAUCAAACCAUCUGAGGCAACCGAGACUAUCGACUGCACUGACAAGAUAAUCAGCCCAGGCUUCAUCGAUACACAUCGUCAUGCUUGGCAAACGCAGCUCAAAGGCAGGCAUGCCAACGAACAGCUGCUGGACUACAUGGUGACUGGCAACUCGCAGUCUUUCCAAUACUCGCCCGAAGAUGUCUUCUACGGCCAGCUCGCCAGUUUACUGGAAAGCAUUGCAGCUGGCACAACCACGAUAGUUGAGCACGCACAUAUCACCCGCUCACCCGAACACGCCAAAGCUGCCAUCGCAGGUACUGCAUCUUCCGGCAUGCGCUCGGUGUUCUGCUACACUCCAAUCUCGCUUGUCAAGCAGUUCAACCCCCUCACCUGGAAUCCAAAUCUUCUCGAAGACUGGGUUAUGAACACCUUCGAAGAACUCGCCGAUAAAGGACCUUUCGGAGACGGCAGGGUAACGCUGGGUUUCGCUUUCGACUUUUGGUUUCUGCCUGCAGAUAUGAUCAAAGGCAUAUUCGCCAGGGUGAAUGCCAAAGGCGUCAAGACGAUUACCACACAUGGCUCUGUAUCGCUAGGAGGUAGUGUGAUACAAGCAGCGUCGGAAAAUGGUCUACUAGAUGAGAAGAUCAUCGUUUCGCACGGUGGUACGAUUGUCAAGGCUGACGCUGAGCUUUUGAAGGCCGCUGGUGCAUUCGUGAGUUCGACCCCGAGUUCAGAACUCCAAAUGGCCAUGGGGCGAUCCUACUGCUUCGACGCCUCGUUCCCGGAUGGAGGCGUAAGCGGAGAUUCGAUCGGACUGCAGGAAAAUGCCGCGCUCGGUGUUGAUUGCCAUUCCGCCACGGCCGGCUCCAUCAUCGCUGAAGCAAAACUCGGCCUCGGUAAUGCGCGAAACCACUACAACGAACACAUUAUGAAACAAGACAAGAUUCCACGAGCUCUUCCGGAGAGCCUCAGCGUCGAGGCCGCCUUCAAUCUUGCAACGAUCAAGGGUGCAGAGGCUGCGAACACGAGCAGCGAGAUUGGGCGUAUCGCGGAGGGGUACAAGGCAGAUCUGGUCAUCUUCGAUGCUCUGAGUCCUAGCAUGGUCGGCGCUGCACAACACGACCCAGUCGCCGCCAUCAUCCUACACUCCAGUCCAGCUGAUAUCGAGACUGUCAUUGUCGAUGGUAUCGUAAGGAAGAAAGAUGGGAAGCUACUGCCAGUGCAUGUAGACAGCGGCGCGAAAGAGAUGAUUGGUCAUGAUACUCUCGACUGGCCCAGUAUUGCCAAAGAGAUUGUCUUAGGCAGGGAGAAAAUGCAGAAGGAGAUUGACAAGAUCGACUUCGACGAAGCAUACGAGGCAAUACUCAAGAUGUUUCAUGUUGACAAGACGAAGUUGGUAGAUUGA
This is a messenger RNA of Alternaria viburni, 1512 nucleotides long. RefSeq lists its product as uncharacterized. NCBI's taxonomy places the organism in Eukaryota, Fungi, Ascomycota, Dothideomycetes, Pleosporales, Pleosporaceae. Bases 1 to 1512 code for a protein of 503 amino acids. The transcript is spliced from 2 exons. The record is from RefSeq and is a predicted model, not a curated record. Gene Ontology annotation, molecular function: hydrolase activity, acting on carbon-nitrogen (but not peptide) bonds.